AUGUUUCAAAUGGCGUAUCGCACUACCGGUUUGGAAGUUUUUAACCUUAAGAACGAAAACAAUGGACCCCACUUGGAUUUGCAGGAUUUCCUACUCAGAAAGCUACAAAAACAGCACGGUUUCAACCUGAAAACCAGCCAAAUGGACCCCAAAUCUGCCCUUCUUUCUCAAUUCUCACCAUUAAAACCUUUUCAUGGGAAAAUGGCUCUUAUUGGGAUUUUCUUGGUGGGUUUUCUUGCACUGGUCUCAUCUGUUCAGGGGUAUGGUGGUGGAGGAUGGGUCAAUGCUCAUGCCACCUUCUAUGGAGGGGGUGAUGCCUCUGGGACAAUGGGUGGGGCUUGUGGGUAUGGAAACCUGUACAGCCAAGGGUAUGGAACAAACACUGCAGCUUUGAGCACAGCUCUGUUCAACAAUGGGUUGAGCUGUGGAUCUUGCUAUGAGAUUAGGUGUGAGAAUGAUGGCAAAUGGUGCUUGCCUGGUUCCAUUGUGGUCACAGCCACCAAUUUCUGCCCACCAAACAAUGCACUCCCAAACGAUAAUGGAGGCUGGUGCAACCCUCCCCGGCAACAUUUUGACCUCUCCCAACCUGUCUUCCAACAGAUUGCCCAGUACAAAGCUGGGAUUGUACCUGUAGCUUACAGAAGGGUACCCUGCAGGAAGAGGGGAGGCAUAAGGUUCACCAUCAAUGGUCACUCCUACUUCAACUUGGUCCUCAUAACCAACGUUGGUGGUGCUGGUGAUGUUCAUGCUGUGUCCAUCAAAGGGUCCACGACUGGUUGGCAGUCCAUGUCAAGGAACUGGGGUCAGAACUGGCAAAGCAACAAUUAUCUGAAUGGUCAAAGCCUCUCAUUCAAGGUCACUACUAGUGAUGGUCGCACUGUGGUCUCCAACAAUGUUGCCCCAUCUGGCUGGUCCUUUGGGCAGACCUUCAGCGGAGGGCAAUUCAACUAAAGUCGUGUCCAGUUGGAUUCAUGUCGGUUGCAAACCUGGCACCGCUAAUAUUUACUAAAUAGGUUGCUAGGUGUAUGAUAUAUAAUACUAAUAUAGUCACUAAUAUUAGUAUUGUGACUAUUAGUAUGGUAGAGAAUAGAAGUAGAAAGUAUGUAUAUGGGGGUCAGGCUUGGCCUCUAGGGUCAAAAUGAAAAGGGCUUAUUUUAAAUGGUCCUUUUUUUUUUUUUUCAUUUUAAUCUGAUUGUUGGGUACCCUAGUAGUGUGGGACCCUUCAUUCUUGAAAGUCAUUUUUCUCUAUAUUUUUCCUUCUGCUUAGAGGCAGAAGAUGGCAGAGGUGGUCUUUCACCACCCGCCUGCAGUGUUUCUUAUUGAGAUUUUGGAGCCCUUUUUUAGGCUUGUGAGGUCGUUGUUUGUUAUGGUUGAACUCUAUGAAGCUAAAUUGUAAAUUCUAUUUCCAUAUUAAUGAAAGUAUCUAUUAUCCUA
Ilex paraguariensis (yerba mate) is the source of this 1434-nucleotide messenger RNA. The record is from the annotation of a GenBank genome assembly. Lineage: Eukaryota; Viridiplantae; Streptophyta; Magnoliopsida; Aquifoliales; Aquifoliaceae.